GAUUAGACAUUCACUCGCCACACAUUCUAGCCCAUCCAACAGUCGUAUUUGCCAGUGCUGGUGAGCGCUCGCUAGUCUAUAAAUACGUUGAUGAGCUAGUCGAUUCGAAUUUCACUAGGAUGGGCAUGAAAACACGUUUAGCCGUCCUAAUGGGACUCGUCUUGUGUCUCGCUUCGGUGUCGUCUGCUCGAUACACACCAUGGGCGGCGGGUAGUGAAUACGUCUACCGACUGCACGCCAUCUCGGUCAGCGACAUUCCCGAGCUGGGCCCACAGGCGGCCGGUGUCAAGUUCGAUGCGCAGUUGAUGGUCCAGUGCCGCGAUGCUGGUUCCAUCAUUGUCAAGCUGGCCGACGUCACAGCGAGAAAUUUCCACACAGAUGUCAGCGAAAGUUGGAGCGAACUCGAGUCCAGCCAAAUUGGCACACAGGUCGUCGUCGAAGGCAAACAUUUCCUCGAGAAACCAUUCAUCAUCCGUCACCGUGAAGGCUUGUUCGAGGCGCUGGUGGUAAGUCAGGAUGAACCAUUUUGGUCCAUCAAUAUGAAAAAGGCCGUGGCGUCGAAACUGCAGCUGCACGUCUCUGGAAGUCGAAGCGUCGAAUCAGCGUCGCGCAAUUUCGGCCUGCCGACCGAAGACUCGACAGAAGACGUAAACACCGUCUUCAAAGUCUUGGAGAGUGGCGUUACUGGCGAGUGCGAGAUGCUCUACGAAAUCGCUCCUUUAUCGGACGCUCUCAUCCGCUCCGACAGCAAACUCAACCCUAUGCCCAAGCUAUGCGUCGAAGGCACUUUCUUCCAAGUGGUCAAGACCAAGGACUACAGCAAGUGUCGGCUAAGCAAGCCCGUCUAUACGGUCAUCGCUCCUGCCGGAUGGCAAUGCAAACCGGGUGUCGCCGCUUGCGGAACAGCUCGUUCGCGUUCGUCCGUCACCCGUUACAUCGGAUGCGGUAGCCUGGAAUCCUUUACGUUGCUCAAGAUGACGCAUCAAGGCGAAGUGCGGACUAGUCCAUACGCAUACGACACGGAACAGCUGAGGUCCCUUUCGUUGAUGAAGCUGAUACUGCAGGCCGUGCGCCACGCUUCGUCGUCAUCGGCGUGGCCACCCAAAGAAUUGGACACUGGACUUUCUAUCGGCUCGCUUGUCUAUUCCUUCCCAGGAACGAAUGCCAGUGGUAAUCAUUGGCUUUCGGACGGGCUAAUGCGGAUGCCUCCUCUGCGCGAUGCCGACCAACUUCACCAAGGCGUUGAGAACAUGCUGGAUGAGGUAGAACGUCUGCUGACCCAGGCCGUAGACCGGAUAGAAGAAAGCCAAGAGGAAGCAGCGAUCGAUACGAUCUCAGCCAUUUCUCAUCUCAUCCGUCACUUGGAUUAUCAGAAAGUCAGUACAUUGGUAGGCGACGUUGGCCAUCGCUCCAACCUUGAGAGGAGUAUUUUGUUGGAUGCAAUGAUCGCUGCUGGCAGCAAUCCUACUGUCACAUUUUUGAAGGAAUCGAUUUUGAACCGUCGUCUCAGCAAGUCGGAGAGCCUUCAUGCCAUUUCCAGUUUACCGCUGUACGUCCGCACGCCGACCGCUGAACUUCUAAACGAACUUUUUAGCAUGGUGAAAGCUACAAGCACUUUUUCGGGCUCUGAACGGCCCAUCUACCAUUCGGCGAUGAUGUCUGUCUGCCAAUUGGCGCACGUGGCCUGCGUGAAUGUGAGUGAGGCUCGCACUCGUUUCCCCAGUGGUCUCUAUGGCGAAUUUUGUCAACCUAACGACCCGUUCAUCACCAGCAGACUGGUACCGCUUCUGUACAAAGAAAUCAACGGCGCUGGUUCCAUCGAAGACAAAAUGGCUGCUCUGACAGCCCUCGGAGAAAUCGGCCACGAAUCCAUCCUCUCUGUCGUCCUUCCUAUUAUCAAGGCUAAAGGAGAUUAUUCUCCACUCAUCAGGACAAAAGCUGUCAUCAGUUUACACAAAAUCGCUCACGACUCGAACGCAAAGGUUAUACAAGUGCUGUCCACCACAUUUCAGAAUCCGACCGAGAGUAGCGAAGUUCGCAUGGCGGCUUUUACGCUGCUCAUCUUAGCCAACCCUCCAGCUUACCGCUGGCAAAGGAUUGCCGUGUCAACUUGGUUCGAACACAGUGCCCAGGUAGCCUCUUUUGUCUACACGACUCUUCACAGCCUGGCCAGCAACAUUGAACCAGUCGAGAACCUAAAAGAGUUAUCGGAGAAGGCGCAGAUCGUAUUGCCGCUAGCCAAACGCGUUCCUUUAGGCUUGAAAUACUCCUACAAUUUGAAACGGUCCCACCUGGUCGCAGAAAGCAGCGCUGGCGCAGAGUUUCAUAGCGAAAUGUUCAAUUCCGAAGAAUCCAUCUUUCCCAAAAGCCUUUACGGCCGGCUCAGCUGGGUCCUCGGACCGUACCACUUUGACAUUUUCGAGCUGGAGGCCUACGGCGAGAAUUGGAGAAGUGCCUGGGACAGAAUCCUGGCCAAAUUCAACCCCUCCUCCGAGAAUGUAGAAACUUCCCAGUCAAGAAACGGUCGUUUUCGAGAAUUUGACCUGCAUCCCGACCUACGUCGCAUGAAGAAACAGCUCAACGCCAAGAGCCCCAUCCCCGCACAGGAUGCCGGUUCGGCAGACGCCUUUUUGCAUUUGAGCUUGAUGAAGGCUGUCCAUCAUUUCACGUCCUUCGAUGAAGCCGGCAUCACCGACCUAUUGCAAAGUCUUUGGACGUCGGGUAGCCUCUCUGUGAAGCGAGAGUUUUCUCGUCGCAGGUGGAUGCCUUUGACUCAUGCUGAAGUUCUGGUGCCGAGCACCCUCGGCUUUAUGAUUAGCACACGAACUCAAGCCCAGGUCUUGUCUUCCUUUAAAGGUGACAUUCAAAUUGUCAGCGGCCGUGCUGAUGAUUUAACAGAUCUGAAGAAAUGGUCGACCCCUACUUCUACAAAGAAUUUGGGUUUGGAGCUAGACGUCAAGCCAACGGUAGUUGUCAAAUUAGCAGCGAGUAUGAGCGUCAACGUGGAAUUCACCAAGGCUCUGCCUGUCUCGGGUGUUGCCACCCUUGCGACCGUCAGUCUUCCUGGUCGAUUGACCCUUGGUGUCGAAUUGGACAACUGGAAAAUGAUAGCCGCUUGGAAGCCAGCCUCGUCAGGGCCCGCUGGACUUACCACCCUCUUUCAUUACCGCGUCCAGCCAUUCACUGCCCUACAGGCGAUAAGUGCUGACCUACCAACUUAUCCUAGUCCUGGCGAAUUGAAAGAUGUUCACGCCUUUGGCGUGGCUGCUCAGACGCAUCAACACCCAAUUGGUGGUAUAUCUGGAUUAAAACUGAACUGGACCAGCAGGAAAGAAUUGCCCCCUGCUGUCAACCAUCGAUCUGUUUGGCAGGAAUCACCCUCAAAAUUCUUCAUGAACGCCAAUUUUGCUUUGCUACCUGCUUCUCUGCACCUUCAAUCAAAUCGCGUCACACUCGACCCGAUCGCCUCGGAAACGACGAAAAUUGUCUUCUCCUUAAAUAUUGACGCGGCAGACAAGUUGGAUAGAGGCACCCAAGUGUACAGCACCGGUUCAAAAUCACCGGCCGCCGUUAAGGAGCCAGUUAACCGCAUUCAGUACCUAUCAAACAACAUGGAGCCUCAUAUCAAGAAAAAACUGAACAAAGUUUUAGGUCCCGUGCCAAAAGGAUCGGCCAUUCACGUCGAUGCUAAAUUGAUUAUGGAGAAGGUCGGUUUGCCUGCCAAAAUUUACGGCGCUUCUUUUGCCGGAGCUUAUGGAACGGAGGGCACCAAACUCGCCAUCAAUGCCCAGCUCGAAUUGCCCAUCAAUCAAGAAGUGUCAGACCCGUUUACGUUGUGCAUUGAAGGAGGUGGAAAUUAUCCGCGAUUACCCUCACUGGAUCGUCGCACAAUGAUCGAUACUCCGAUGGAAGCCUCCUGGAACGCCAAUAUCGGUUUCGGAGACUCGUGUUCGGAGCAUCAAAUCGCGGUUGAUGUCAGCAUGAGACGCAGCGAGGCGUUCAUCCGGUACGUCGAGGACUCACCGGGGAAUCGUGAUUGCAUCAUGCACGAAUCCCGAGGAGAAUUUAGCCAUGAACAAUGCCUGGCUGUCAAAGAGCUAGCCACUGUUCUGGACGAAUACGACGCCGUCGUCAAAUAUGGUCAUAUGCUGCCCAUUUUGAUGAACGCCACGCUGGGCGUGGAAGGCUGGCUUAAAAGCAAAUUUUAUGCCCACUUGUCGGAAAAUCGGGUGGAAGUGAACAACGCCAACAAGCAGUUACGAAUCUCAGCCAAAGUUCAGCCAUCCUUGUCGGCCGUUGACCUGAUGUUCCACAAGCCGCAAUCCAACACCUUAUUCCGGGAAUUACCGCUUUCUGAAACAUCCAACGUGAUAUUCCCGGUCAGCGCCAAGAGCUCCUUGAUGGAACGCUUGAUCGACAACACUAUUAGCGACGGAUUUGCUCCAAUCUGUCGCCUGGAAAGGAAUAGCAUCACAACCUUUGACAAAGUGCAGUACAACGCGCACAUCAAUGACUGCGAACACGUAGUCAUGACUGUACCGGGCAUUGAGACACUAGCCGUGUUAAUGCGUCAAGACGGCGAAAACAAGACUGUUACCCUAUUAGUUGGUCGAGACAAAUUAGAAGUUGCAGCGGCCAGUCUUAAGAUUCGCUAUAAUGAAAUUGAUGUGGUCGUCACCGAGGAUCAACCGCUGGAAGUUCACCACGCUGAUAUGACCUACCAAUCCAGCUCUCGACCUUCUAUCGGAGUCUAUAAGGUCGGACCAUCUGCUUUCAAGCUUUCGUCUCACGGCCAUGAUAUCCAUAUCAUAGCCGAUGCAUCGAGUAGCGUCACCGUCAAAGCACCCAGGUCGUUCCAAGGAAAGAUGAUCGGCCUUUGCGGUAACAUGGACGGCGAAACUGUUUCUGAAUUGCGUGAUUCUCAGCGUUGCACGCUCUCGUCUGGAACUCUGAUGGCCGCUUCUUAUCAACUGAACGACGGCCAUCAAGGAAAGCAAUGCUUCGGGCUGCCUGACAAAGUCCGAGGCCAGUUACGUGAGGAACAAAAUACCUGCCACAACAAACACGAUCUUCCUCUUACCCCCAUGCCUUCGCCCCCUAGCUCUCCGCCCAAUGAUGGAUGUAUCAUACGACGUACGUUGGUUGUUGUGCGCAGUUCCGAUGAAGCCAAAUGUUUCUCUACUAGUACCGUGAAGGAAUGCCGACCAUCAUGCUACGGACUAUACGGCCACUUCAAGCCAACUAUCGUUGGGUUCCACUGCGUUACGAACCCAAAAUUAGGUGAAGAGUUGGAGCAGGAGGCUAAGCACAAAGUCUUGACUUUUAUGCUUGGCAAGAAAGAGGACAUCCGCACAACGCUCUAUUUGCCCACACUUUGCCGGCCGAAUGCUGAACAGGUCGAUCCCACCCUGUUAACCUAGAUUUUUCAAUUACGGUCUCGGAUUGUCAAACUUUUUGCCUUCUUCUAAUCUGAUACUCAUACCCAGUACUAUAUAAUACAAUGAAAACGCUUGGA
Messenger RNA from Daphnia magna, 5515 nucleotides. RefSeq lists its product as uncharacterized. The coding region runs from base 120 to 5420 and encodes 1766 amino acids. The record is from RefSeq and is a predicted model, not a curated record. NCBI's taxonomy places the organism in Eukaryota, Metazoa, Arthropoda, Branchiopoda, Diplostraca, Daphniidae. The transcript is spliced from 29 exons. Gene Ontology annotation, molecular function: lipid carrier activity. Gene Ontology annotation, biological process: lipid transport.